GGCGAGACGCAUGCAGUGCUUGGAACAGGCCUUCGCUUCUCUUACAUUGUGUCUAGACCAGCAUAGCACGCCAUGCCUCCCACUUCUACCUCAAUAGGGGCGCCCUCCCAGCGAACCCAACCUUCUCGCAAGGGCAAAAAAGCGUGGCGCAAAAACGUCGACAUAUCCCCCGUCACCUCUGGACUAGAAAUUCUCCGCGAAGAAAUCAUUCAGCAUGGGAAACCCUUGGCAGAGAAGGCGCAGAGCGAGCUGUUCACUUUGGACACGACGGGCUCCAAGGAGGAGGUGUUGCGACAGGCAAAAGCGGGGAAAACUCAUCGGGGCCGGAUUUUGAAGAUGGAUGAGAUUCUCGGACGGAGGAGUGCUGUCCCCGCAUUGGAAAAUUCGAAGAGGAACAAGAGGACGCUCAGUGCCGUCGUGACGGACGGCGUGCUCGAGCCAUCGAGCAAAAGGCAGAAGAAGGACUGGGUGAGCAAGAAGGAGGUUGCUCGGCUGCGGAACAAUCUGGAUACGACAGCACAUUUGGACGAGGAGAACAUCGACACUGCCACCUCAUCCUUCGAUCUUUGGGCCGACAACGACAACUCCGACGCCGUGCGGGUAUCAUCUGCAGCGGGGACUACUUCUGCAUCCGUCACCACACCGAGAGAAAACGAAUAUAUCCCCAAACCUCGCGCCAAAGUCGCUCCCUCCUCCCUCCGCCGUCCACCCGUCGCUCUCACAUCGACCGGCGUGCCCACCCAGGCCGUGCCGAAACCCGACGCAGGACAGAGCUACAACCCUUCCUUUGAGGACUGGGACUCCCUCCUGACCCGCGAAGGCGAGAAAGAAGUCCAGGCCGAGCGCCGCCGUCUCCGGGAGGCUCAGAUCGCGGCGGAAAAACAGGCCCGGAUCGACGCGCUCGCCAACCAGCCAGACCCGAGGCCGGAGGACAACCAGGAGAGCGAGUGGGAAGGGUUCGAGACGGAGGACGAGGGCAAUCCGGCGGAUCUCCUGAAGAGGAAGCGGCCGGAGCGAAAAACGCCCGCGCAACGGAACAAAAUAAAACGUCGCAAAGAGGCCGAACGGCUGGCGAAACACCAGGCGAGAAUGGCAGAGCGGCAGAGAAGGGGCGAGGAGAUCGUACAGGCCCUGCUCGAGACGCAGGAACGCGGCAAUGAACUCGACAGUGCCGACGCCGACGCCGACACCGAGCACCAGCGCGAUGAUCAAUCCACAACAGCAACCGCAGCCGCAGCCGCAGCGAGCGGAGCAGAGACGGUGCUCCGGCGCAAGGCCACGCUGGGCCCCUCGCGCGCCGUGAUCCCGCCCGCGCCGCUCGAGCUGGUCCUGCCCGACGAACUGCAAGAGUCCCUGCGCCGGCUGAGGCCCGAGGGCAACCUGCUGUCGGAGCGGUUCCGCCACAUCCUGGUCAACGGCAAGCUGGAGGCGCGCAAGCCCGUGUCCUACGCCGCGAGCAAGAAGAAGCGGGUCAAGGUCACGGAGAAGUGGUGGUCCAAGGAUUUCGCCCUGCGCAUCUAAAGCCGGUUCCGUUUGGGUUGGACCGGGUUUUGGCUGCUUGGGAUGGGAUGGAUGGGUGGGUUGGUCGGUUGGUCGGUGACCAUCCACCCCGUGACGACGUAAAAGGGGGUUUUAGAGGAAACACACCAAAAUUGAGGCUCGAAGUAAUUUUCCGCGAGGGAAAUCAUAUAUCGACACCGCCUUGUCACCACAUGCUGUUCUAUGCUCUCAGUGCCUCUCUCUCCCUUCUUAAAUCCAAGGACAAAAACCCUGGACUACUUCUUCAAGUAUACGUAGGCGGUGGCCCGAUUCUUUACCUGUGUACACAUUGCCCACCGAUAUAUCGCUCGCCGUCCAUUUCCUGCUCGUUGCAUGGAGGAACGUUUUCGGAGCCGAUGAUAAAUUUGGAAGGGGUAUCAUUACUGCAAAGUUUCCUGCAAAAAGAAGCGACCGUUCC
Molecule: messenger RNA, 1957 nt
Organism: Cladophialophora immunda
Lineage: Eukaryota; Fungi; Ascomycota; Eurotiomycetes; Chaetothyriales; Herpotrichiellaceae
Exons: 1
Coding region: 73-1521 (482 amino acids)
Biological process (GO): ribosomal large subunit assembly; rRNA processing
Cellular component (GO): nucleolus
Molecular function (GO): 5S rRNA binding
Source: RefSeq, a predicted model, not a curated record